UUUUUGCGAUUCAGUUAGACGGUUACACUGGCUUAAAUGUUAAAAUUUAAUAAAAAUACAUUAAUUUUAUUGUUAGACAAUUAAAGGUCUUGCCCGCAAUGAUUUGUCGGCUGUGUUUGAAUACACUAGAUGAGCAUAAUGCCGUUUUGCUAUUUGGUACGGCCUCGUCAACGGGGGCGGGGGCGACAGCGGUCGAUAACGAUAGCAGCAGCAGCACCACCAACGAAAACAAUGGAACGGGGAUUAACAGUAGCAACACCAGCAACAACAACAAUAAUAAUAAUAUUAACAAUAAUCAAAAAACAGGAACGCCGGAAAGCUACUUGGUGCAAUUGAUUUCGAUUCAUUUGUAUCUCUGUUUAUCCCGGGAUGAUGCCAUCUCCACGAGCAUAUGCAGCGAGUGUCGUGCCCAGUUGGAGAGUUUUCAUAAUUUCUGGAAACUGGUGGAACUAAAGCAGACAACAUUGUGCAGUCAGUUUCUGGAAAUUGAUUGCGAUGUCAACUGGUCGGAGGAGGGUGGAGAUGACCCGGAUCCAGAGGUCGAGAUAUUGGAGCCUGAAGGUGCAGAGGUGGAGGCCGAAGCAGAGAUGGAAUCUGAGGAUAUGGUGUCCAUAGUCAAGGUGGAACCACACGAUUUCAAUGAGGCUGUCUAUAUAAGUCGCGUGGUGGAUGCAAAUGCUAAGAAAUUUCCUUGCAUGUUCUGUGAGAAAUCCUUUAAAAUGCGUCGCUACCUGGAGGAGCAUAUAGCCACGCAUACAGGCGACAGGCCCAUAGCUUGUCCCUACUGUGAGAUGGCAUUUCGCUGUCGAUCCAAUAUGUAUACGCAUGUUAAGAGCAAACACACAGCUCAGUGGCUGAAAGCACGAGCGGAACGGGAUGCGGCAAAAAGUCAACAAACGGCACAGCCUCCAUCUGUGGUGCCGGUGUCUGCCUCAGUUGUGCAUAUAAAAACAGAGCCAAUUGAUGAACCACCACCUCCUCCGCCGCCGGCACGAGUUGCAGCUCCUGUUCCCACUUCCGUUCCCGCUCCCACUCCAGCACCAGCUCCAACUCCGGCUCCGGCUCCUCCCCAACCAGCGUUGCAACAAAAUGAGCCAAUGGAAGCCAUCAAUUUGUCUAUAUGCAAAGCCAAAUCACGUCCCCAGCCCAUUACUCGUUCAAUUAGUAGGCGCAAAACGCACUCACCCAAAAAGGUUCAGUCCACAGUCGAAUGCAGCGAUGACGCGAGCAGUGACAGCAAUUCGGAGGAGCAAGUGACCAGUUUGCUGCCCCACAAACGUUUCAAAGAGAACGAACUAAUGUUGGCCAACUAUAAUGCUGUGGCUGCUGCUGUAGUAGCUGCCGCUUCUCUCAAUACCAACAUCGGCAGCAGUAAUAGCAGGAGUAAUUGUUCCACUACCUCAGGAGGAGGUGGAGGUGGAGGUAUUGGUGCUUCAGCCAGUGCUGUCGAUAGUCUACAGCAACGAUUAUGUGCGAGUCUCAUACAACAACAUCAGCAGGAUCUCUUCCAUGCAAUGACCACAGCGGCCAGUUCCAUGGCAACAGCUGCAGCAGCUGCAACAAGUAAUUAUCAACAUCAUGGUACAACUACUUCCAUAGAGCGUCCAUCUCAUGCCAAUCACCUGCAUAAGAAGCAAUCAUCAUCGGCAGCAUCAAUUGCACCACAAGCACCUGCACCGGCACCGGCACCGGCACCUCCGUCAAUAGUUGCAUCCUCGAUUUGUGCAAAUUGUGGCGAACUGCCUGGCCAGAAUCAUCGGUGUUUGACCAAGGCGAAAUAUGCCUGCGAUGUGUGCGGCAAAUGCUUUAAAAUGAAACGCUAUCUGGAGGAGCACUUUGCCACACACACUGGAGUCAAGCUGCAUACCUGCGCCUUCUGUCCUACGGAAUUUCGCUCCAAAUCGAAUAUGUAUCAUCAUACGAAACGUAAACAUAAAGUUGAAUGGGAGCGUUCACGUGCCACAAGGAAUGCGGCCAAAACGACAAGUGGCCAAGACCAGCAACAGCAGCAACAACAGGCUCAGUCCAGUCAGACAGCAGCAGUUUAACCACCAUACACACACACACACACACACACACACACACACACACACACACACACACACACACACACACACAAAUCACCGUGGAUGCAGUGCAGCCAUUUAAACAACUAAACAAAAAACUUUUUCAUUUCAAUUUAACUCACGUACUUAUUUCUCACAAAAAAAAAAACUAAACAAAAAACAAGAAAUUAUGUAUUGUACACCUAAAAAUACCCUCCCUCCACCACCCAACACCCACAACCAACCCAGCCCAAUCCCAGUGGUAACUACUGUAUAUACUCUCUCCCCCUAUAUCUUCUUGUUCUUUAUAUUGUAUGCCUUAACCAGAUGCAAGUUGGAAAAGCAUUUGGUUGAAAAGUAAAUAUAAAUUAAUUGAAAACAUAAGUUUUUAAACGAA
This is a messenger RNA of Drosophila willistoni, 2442 nucleotides long. Its product is annotated as zinc finger protein 628. Bases 99 to 2048 code for a protein of 649 amino acids. Gene Ontology annotation, biological process: regulation of transcription by RNA polymerase II. NCBI's taxonomy places the organism in Eukaryota, Metazoa, Arthropoda, Insecta, Diptera, Drosophilidae. Gene Ontology annotation, cellular component: nucleus. The record is from RefSeq and is a predicted model, not a curated record. The transcript is spliced from 4 exons. Gene Ontology annotation, molecular function: zinc ion binding; DNA-binding transcription factor activity, RNA polymerase II-specific; RNA polymerase II transcription regulatory region sequence-specific DNA binding.